CCAAAUGUCAUAAAUAAGUUAAUUCUCCGCAUUGUGAGCUAUUCCAAUAAGCAAAAAGCAUUUUUGAUUGUGAAAAUGCUUAAAAACUUAUUAAAAUUAAAUGGAUUGAAUCCAUUCCUCAAACAGAUAACAACAGCACAAAAUUACAUUCGUCCACAAUUUAUUCGACAACUGACAACCGACGGAAAUCUUCAACAAAAUGUAGUAAACAAAGUAGGUAAUCCUUUCAGCCAAGAGAAAUCACGUAAAAGUGAUCCAGAAAUGGAAACAGUUGAUAGGGAAACCAAAUUGAAGAUCCUUCAACUAGAAGUUGAAAUAGCUUACCAAGAAGGUCGUAGAGUUCCUGAAGGUAGUUUUUUGAAAGAUCAACAUUGGGAACAAUUACUGGCACUGCCAUCGAAAUCCGCGCGCUACAAAUAUCUUGGGUAUUUAUGGCAAAUUGAAAAGAAGAAGGAAAGUCGCCAAGAGAAAAAACUAGACAGGCAACUUAAAGUGGCCGAACGAAAGGAAAAAGAAAGACAAAUGAAUCAGGAACACAAUCACAUUAUAUAUGGCAUCGCACAUACAACAUUUUUGCUCAGGGUAUAUGAAUCAACAAUGAAUCGUUUAUAUAACAACAGAUUGAUUCAAGCAAUGCAAUUCGGAUCAAAGAUUGUGAUGGAUUGUUCCUAUGAUGAACACAUGAACCAAAGGGAAGCUAUUAAUGCAGCUAAGCAGUUGAUGCUUUGUUUUGCAGAGAACCGAAUGCACGACGAUCCUUUCGACAUCCAUUUCUGCAACGUUAACUUAAAGCGAACGACAAUGCAGUGUCUAAAACGCCACAUACCAACUAUGCUAGAUCCGGAAUUUCCAAUGAAUGUUCACGAGAAGUGUUUCACUGAGAUAUUUCCUAAGAAAAACUUGGUAUAUUUGACACCCCACUGCCGGACUGAUUUGACAACAUACAACCACGAUGAUAUAUACAUCAUUGGGGCAAUGGUUGACAAGAUGAACAACGAACCAUUAUCUUUGGCUAAAGCCAAAAGAUUAGGAUUGCGAAUGGCUCGCUUACCAUUGGACAAAUAUUUGCAGUGGGGAACAGGUUCCGGCAAAUCAUUAACACUCAACCAAAUGGUAAGCAUUUUGCUGGAUUUAAAGUCAACUGGUGAUUGGGAAAAAUCACUGAAGCACGUGCCGAGAAGAAAAAUCAUAAAUCCAUACAACAGUCAAUCAAAGGAGCGAGUAAUUCGCAAACGAGCUGAUGAAUUAAAGUUUCACUUAGAUACGUGGGGAAAUUCAAAGAGAUCUUCAUAGAGUAAUUCAUAAAAGAACAAUAAAUUAUGUUAUUUUAAUGUUUAA
Eupeodes corollae is the source of this 1338-nucleotide messenger RNA. It is a transcript of the gene rswl, whose product is annotated as mitochondrial ribonuclease P protein 1 homolog. The transcript has 3 exons. Gene Ontology annotation, biological process: mitochondrial tRNA 5'-end processing; positive regulation of mitochondrial translation. The record is from RefSeq and is a predicted model, not a curated record. Lineage: Eukaryota; Metazoa; Arthropoda; Insecta; Diptera; Syrphidae. Gene Ontology annotation, molecular function: tRNA binding. Bases 76 to 1293 code for a protein of 405 amino acids. Gene Ontology annotation, cellular component: mitochondrion; nucleoplasm; nucleus.